Malassezia japonica is the source of this 3888-nucleotide messenger RNA. RefSeq lists its product as uncharacterized. Gene Ontology annotation, molecular function: phosphatidylinositol binding. NCBI's taxonomy places the organism in Eukaryota, Fungi, Basidiomycota, Malasseziomycetes, Malasseziales, Malasseziaceae. The transcript has a single exon. The record is from RefSeq and is a predicted model, not a curated record. The coding region runs from base 1 to 3888 and encodes 1295 amino acids. Gene Ontology annotation, cellular component: intracellular membrane-bounded organelle.
AUGACCCUAGCGGUGAACGCUGCGUUGGUGGUGCUGGCACUGCAGGUGCUGCGCCUCGGCGUGUGGCCGACGGUGCUGGUUGUCGCACUGAUCGGCGUCUUGCUAUGCCACCCGACGGUGCGCCUGUUUCUUGAGUUUGCCGUGCCGAAUUACCUCGAAGGCGACAAGAGCACGGAGCGGGACGAAGCCAAAAAGGACGCGCUCCACGGCCGCCUCGCGCAGCUUGCCUCGCGGGAGCGCGGGUCGGUCGAGGCCAAGGGGCGCAUGGACCUCUCGUCUCUGCCCACACCGCUGCAGCCCGAGCUUGCAAAGAUCAUGCAGCUGAUUAAGCGCGACUUUGUCCAAUACUGGUACGACCCGAUUACCUUUGGCGACCAGACCUUUCCCGACGAGGCGAUCGCGAGUCUCGAGCAUGUGAUUGCACAAGUCUCGAUGCGUCUCGAGCAGUUCCGCCGCGCGAACGUUGCCACCGAGCUCUCGCUCACUGUCCUCUCGGUGCUCGUCGCUGCCCUGCGCCGCCGGCGGACGGCCCAGGGCGAUAUCGCGGCCGGUGCGGGCCUGGGGCUCUGGGAGAGCUCGGAAGCGCGGAUCGAGAGUCUGCGCACGUCCAUGUCGACGCUGCUGCUGCAGAGUCUGCCGCACGAAGACCGCCGGUCGCCCGCGCUCGUUACGAUGCUGACCGAGAUCUUUACCAAGCAGAUCUGGGAGACGCUGCAAUCCCAGAGUGACCCGGAUGUGCUGAACCAGUACAUUGUGCAGUACGGCAAAAAGUCGCCCGGGACAGCCAUCACGGCCAUGGCCUUCGGUGAGGUGCCGACCAAGGUCGAAGCCGUCGCUGAAAAGAGCGCGGCGGCGGCGAUACGUGCGCCGGACCUCGCAUCAUCGGUGCUUAAAGAAACGCCUCAUGUCGCAUCCUCGGUCACGUCGACUCUCGGCUCGGCCGUCGCCGUGUCGGUCCCUGCCGUGGCCGAGGCCAGCGAGCAGACGGCCGGCGUCCUCAAAGAGGCGUACUCGGCACUGGCCAACGCUGCCGUCGGUGAAGCGCCGGGUCACGGUGCAAAGAUUGAGCUGGGCGCUGCGGGCAGCGCAAACGCCCUGGACGAUGCCAAGACCAGGCCAAGUGCUCCGCGUGAAGCUGUGCCCAAGCCGAGUGCCGCGCGCGAAUUGCCGGCCAAGCCGAGCGCCCCUCGCGAGUCGCCGGCCAAGCCAAGCGUUCCCCGCGACAGUGCGCCUGUAGACCUGCUGAGCGGCCCUGAGCCGUCGACGCACUCGCUGCCUCCUACGCCGAGCAGCGCGCCCCUGAAAGCGCCCGAGUCCUGGCCCGAAGCGCAUGCUCAAGCCAAGGAAGACGCACAGGCCGCCCUCGCAUCCAGUCGCCGCUCCCUUCCGGAGCCUGCCGCGUCCAAGGCGCCGCUUGACGAGGACCCCAUGUCGAAUCCGUGGGCGGAAAAGACGGCCCGCAAAGAGCUGCCGGACGAUUAUCGCACCGAGCGUCCGUCGCUUCCUUCGCGUCCUUCGGAUGCGGCGCAGCUCAAGGGUGGGCCGCACGAAGGCGCACUGAUCGACACCGAUCUGCUGGAUCUGUCGGACGAUCUGCAGCGCCCCGGCCCCCCGGCGCUGCCGAUGGACAUUCCCAAAGAGAUGAAGGAGCCGCCGCUUCCCCCCAGUCUGCAGCAGAGCAAGCGCAACUCGGGCCUUGCGUACGAGCCGCGGCGCAGCCAGUCGCCCCGCCUGCCGCAUGUGCGCGACCUGCUGGCGAGCCGCGACGCGUCUCUCCUCGAUCCGUUCGAAGCGUACCUGCAGCAGAUCGACCCUGCGACGGACCGUCGCCCCGAAGGAAUCGCGCUCUUGCAGCUGCAUGCCAACCUCGAUGCGCUCGUGCAGACUGCGGACCACCACUCGACCACACCCGAGCUCUUUGAGAGCGACGUGCGUGCGAUUUUCAAGGCUGUCCACGAUGCGCUGCCCGAGCACGAGACACCGCCGGCGGCGCCCAGUGCGCAAGUGCGGCCCGCGAUCCGCACCGCUCUCGACGGUGCGCUUACGACGCCUGCCGGUGUUGAGCCCGUGCAGCGCGCAGUCCUUGCACGGCUGCAGCAGCUGUGGGAGGCGUCGCAAGCCCCCAAGUUCAAGUACGAGCCGCGCCAGAAGCCGUCGUCGCGCCCGUCGUCGCGCACUGGCGUGGCGCGUGUGCGCUCACCCGAGCUCGCACGCACUGUGUCGCCGCCUGUGGAUGCCGGGAUCACUACGAUCACAGUCGUGGACGUGAGCGCGAAUGCAGAGCGUGCCGGCCCGGUCGACGCACGCACGCUGCAGGUGCUUGUCUCGAUCGAGGAUUCGUCGAGCAACGCGGGCGGCUAUGUCCUCCUGCGCUCCUGGGCGCAGUUUGAGGCGCUCCAGACGGAGCUCGAGCGGAUGUAUGCGCAGCGCCCGGCGGAUACGGUGCUGAGCGCGCCGCCGCCGCCGCUCCCGUCGCUGCGUGCCAAGUCGAGCCAGGCGGCGUGCGAGGCAAUCCAGUCGUACCUUGUGGCGCUCCUUGCGCCUCUGGACGGUGUCGCGUGGUACAGCACGACGCAGGCCGUGCAGCGGUUCGUCGACAAGACGCGUGCCGACGAGGAACCGGCGCGUAUGAAGAGUGCCAACCUCAUGACGAGUCUCGGCGGCGUCGGCCGCAGCUUUGCUAGCGGCGUUGCUGGCGCGGCUGGCACGGCGCGCAAAGGCAUCGGCCAAGGCAUCGGCCAGAUCGGCGCCGCAGCGCCAGUCGCGGCCAAUGCGCCGGUGCGUAUUGGCGCGGGCCUCUCGCGGGGUCUGUUUGGCAACAGGGAAGGGCGGAGCAGCCUGGAUGGCGACUGGCCGCCGUACGAAGUGCGGCGCGAACGGUCGUCGUUUGACGGGCGAUCUUCCGAGGAACGUGCUGCGGAUCUACCGCGCCCGCCCCUGCCUACGCGUGCCAAGAACAGCCAGCCGCUCGAGCGGAGCACGGAGGGCGUGAGAGAGGAAGCGAGCAACGCCAAGGAUGGGCUGGAGGGGAAGGACGCGAAUGAGGCGAAAGCAGUCCACAAAGCGCCCGCCGCCAGUAACGGCGUCGAGAGCAUGCCGGAGGCCCGCUCGACGACGCCCUCGGCCGCGCCCUCGGCCGCUCCUGUGGACUCGGAUGCGAGUGCCAAGCGCCCCUUGCCGGCUCCUCCCAAGCCCGCCUCGAAGCCUGCUUCGAAGCCGGCGUCGAAGCCUGUCGAGAAGCCUGCCUCGAAGCCGGCGCCGAAGCCCGUCGAGAAGUCUGUCGCUUCCAAGCCUGCCGAGAAAUCCGCACCUGCUGCCAGCAAGCCUGCAUCCGAGGCGCAUGGCGCCCCCCUCCCCGACGGCCAAGAAGAGGCCGAGUCGCUUGCGCCGCAAGACGUCGAUGCGAUCCUCACGGCGGUCUUUGCCGUGGUCCACGAGGCCUUUAACCUGCAAGGCAGCUGGACGUUGCGGCGUGGCCUCUUGCGUGUCCUCGAGCAGGUGGUGCGCACAACGUACAGCACGAGCGUUGUGAGCACGCUCGUGUACUUUGCCUCGAUGCUCUCCCUCCCCGCCCUUGUCUCUUGGUUCGAAGUGCUGCGCACGACGCUGUGGCCGAACGGCGCGUGGAACGCCGAGUCGGCGCCCCCCCGCACCCCUGCCGAGAAGGCCGCAACCGCGAAGGAAGCGCGCGAAGUCGUGCUGAGCUACACCCCCACCCAGGCCGCCUAUGCGAUCGGCAUGGGCGGCAAGCAGACGUGCAUGGACGCGCUCGCGACCGUGCACGACGUCGUGACCGACCCCGUCGUGUCGCUGGACCUCCACCUCGCGCUGGUGCUGCGCGUGUUGGACUUGGCCAUGGGCACAGCAUCGGGCGAUCGGGGUUUGUAG